Populus nigra (black poplar) is the source of this 1911-nucleotide messenger RNA. RefSeq lists its product as uncharacterized. NCBI's taxonomy places the organism in Eukaryota, Viridiplantae, Streptophyta, Magnoliopsida, Malpighiales, Salicaceae. Bases 121 to 1410 code for a protein of 429 amino acids. The record is from RefSeq and is a predicted model, not a curated record. The transcript is spliced from 12 exons.
AAUAAAACCACUACACUACCCUACCUCCUCUCUCAAGUCUCAAGUCUCAAGUCUCCAGUCUCAACAGGAGAACCUCUCAAGAGCGGGAGUGUGGUGAUUUUUUAGAGAGAGAAACAAAAAAUGGAAAUCUCUCCCUCAACGACACAAGAAUCUCUCAAUCUGAACACAAUUCGCAGUCGAAUAAAUGAACUUGAAGAAAUCUACAGAGAUUGCAAUGCAGAUAGUUUCUCCGAAAUAAACUCUUCUGAUUCUGAUGAAUUAAUGAAAGAUUCCGCUCAUCAACUUGUGAGCAAAGUGAGUCAAACCGUAACCGAGUACUCCGAUUUCAGUUUCCUAGGCAUUGAAGAUUUAGAUGCAUACUUAGCACACUUGAAAGAGGAGCUUGACGCGGCAGAGGCUGAGAGUGCAAAGAUCUCUAAUGAAAUUGAGUUGCUCAAUAGAACAUGUAUGGAAGAUUCUAGUGAACUAGAGAAUGAUCUUGAAUGGAUGAAGUGUUCGUUGGAUUUAAUUUCUUCACAGCGGGAUCGAGAGAAAGAAAAAGGAGAUGAACAGAUGGAGCACUUUUCAAGUGGAGAAAAUCAAUCAAAUUUGAUAAACACAAAUGAAGAAAACAAGUUUGAGAUUUUGAAGCUCGAUAAUCAGAUUGAGGAAAGCACAAGGAUUUUGAAGUCCAUGCAGGAUCUUGAUUCCGUAUGCAAAUGGUAUGAUGCCAUAGAACAAAUUGAAGAUGUAUUGUCGGGUCUGAAAGUCAUUGAAUUUGAUGGAACCUGCAUUAGAUUGUCAUUGCGGACUUAUAUUCCAAAACAAGAUGUAUUGUUCCUACAGAAGAUUGAAGAAACUAAUGUGCCAUAUGAAAUAAACCAUGAAUUUCUCAUAGAAGUUACCAAUGGAAGUAUGGAGAUUAAGAAAGUUGAGAUGUUUCCGAAUGACAUAUAUAUAGGAGACAUUGUUGAUGCUGCAAAGUCUUUCAGGCAAAUGUUUUUGCACUUGGCAUUGAUGGAGACAAGCUCUUCACUGGAGUGGUUUGUAAGAAAAGCUCAAGAUAGAAUUAUUCAGUCUACUUUGAGACGAUUGGUGGCAAGGAGUGCAAGUACAUCCAGGCAAUCCAUUGAAUACUUGGACAGAGAUGAAAUAAUAGUUGCUCAUAUGGUUGGGGGUGUUGAUGCUUUUAUGGAAGUUUCUCAGGGUUGGCCCAUAACAAAUUCCCCAUUGAAAUUGGUAUCUCUCAAGAACUCAAAUCACCAUGCAAAGGAAAUUUCGUUGGGCUUUCUCUGCAAGGUUGAGGAAGCGGCGAACUCCUUGGAUGUACACACGCGGCAGAACUUGUCAAGCUUUGUAGACUCUGUUGAAAAAAUUCUUGUAGAACAAAUGCACUUGGAACUGCAUUCAGAUGGUACUUCUAGCGUAUGACUACCACUGCACUAUUUGGGGACCUAAUAAUACAUGGACCCCCGGGUGUUUGCUCAGAUAUAACUUGAAGCCAUAAACAUGCCUGUAGAAGUGUGUCAAGUCUCUUCAGAAAUCAUUGUGGAUGCUACCAAAACGAUAUCCUCUCCGACACAAGCUUCCAUGUAUGAAUAUAUGCUCAAUUUCACGUAUGAUGGUUUUCACAAGCACGCUUUGCGUUUCAUGUUUCAUUUUUCGUGAACAACAUGACGAAGUUUUGCUUGAUCAUAUACUUUGGCACUCAAGAAUCAUGCUAUCUUGGAUCCAUGAUUCUUGAUACUGUUUCCUUUCCUUGUAUGUUUGCUCAACCUACAAUUAUUUAUUUUUAAUUUCUGUCCAGGUUUGCAAAACACCAUUUCAUUUGUUCUUGAGUCUUGGAUCUGGUCUCCUUUUGUAUUCUCAGGAGUUUGUUGUAAUGGUGAUAACACUUGAAAAAAGUUGUUUUAUAAAAAAGUAUUUUUAAUU